This is a messenger RNA of Trichoderma citrinoviride, 1569 nucleotides long. RefSeq lists its product as hypothetical. Lineage: Eukaryota; Fungi; Ascomycota; Sordariomycetes; Hypocreales; Hypocreaceae. The transcript has a single exon. The coding region runs from base 1 to 1569 and encodes 522 amino acids. The record is from RefSeq and is a predicted model, not a curated record.
AUGUUGAGAGACACUCGUAGGAACAUCCUUACGUGUGAGGCAUGCAUAUCCGAGAUGGAAGCCUUGCUCAAGGCCAUCGAAAAAAAAGUCAAAAGCCCCCGCCUGACAGGCCUGCCCGCAUUCAUCCGCAAAGUCCGCAAGGAGCACGAGCUCCUGAAACUGGUCGAGUCCGAGCUCGUGGACGGAGAGCAAGACGACGAAGACGGGCUGCAUCUGUUGAACAGAAAGCUCGUGGCCAGUGCCACAAUCGUACAGCAUGCCGCCGUCCACUGGGACAUGCUCAAGCGCUGCCGCUCCCUUGUCGUCGUCGACCAGGCGUUUCAGGGGUCGGCCAAGGAGGAGCGCAAGAGGCAAGUCUCGCAGGUUGCCGGCGACGGGAGGGAGAAGCAGCGGGUGAACAGGACCCUCAAGGAGCAGGCCAAGGUGGAAGUCGACGUGGUCGGGGGAGGGAGCGAGUGGCUCGACAUUCGGUGGCUUCAGGCGGACAGGCUGGCGCGGCAAAUGACCGACUGCGGCUGGGCGUGGGGCGACUACAGCCUUGGAGACGUCGUCGACCGGGAAGAGUGGGAGGACACGCCUCUUGCUAAGCAGGUGAAGCGGCUCGUUGCUGCGGCCAAGAUGAACCGGCACGAGUAUCGGAUUCCCCGUCUACGCAUCGUCUUUCCGAAUCUCAGCAGAGGAGAAAACGAAGAUGUCGAUGUCUUCUUGGAUCAGAUAUGUCAUGUCGACCCCCUAGUCGAGAUCAUCGUCGAAGACAGCAGCAGCGAGUUUAUGAAAACGCCGCCUCCUCCCCUCCAAGAAGCCAUACAAAACCUCAUCGGAAACGAUUUCGACGGCCUGACAGACACCCUGAACAUGGACCACACCAUCCUCGUCGACCUCAUCUCGGACAUCACCCACCUCCAGCUGCAGCCCCAGCCGUGGCAAGCCCAGACGACGCGGCUGCAAAUCGAGGAAGAGGGGAAACACGACGGCGGCGUCAUGGUCCGCGCGCUGUAUCCCGUCCUGCAGGGCCGCACCCUCGUCUGCACGCAGGAAGCAGCAGAACACUUCCACCAAGUCCUCGCCACCGUCGGCACCGCGACGGAAAGGGAGCGCGGGAGGCUCCUGGUGCCCUUUGGCGAUGUAGACACGCGCGACAUGUCAACCGAGGAGAUCCGCAGACGCUUUGCAGAGCUUUCGAUUCACAAACUCCCUGAUGAUCUGCAAGUCCCCAUCAAGAUCCUCGGAGAGACGUGGACGAUGGAUACGGUGACGCAGGCGGUAGCGGACGGACGGCUACCCCAGGUGGCUCUCGACGUGGCCAAGUGCGGCGCUUUCAAGAGCUCCAAGCUGAGCAUCUACAUGUACGGCUGGGCCACGGGCAACAUCACCGUCACGUCGAACAAGGAAGUCCGCGGCCAGAUCCGCACAUGGGUCGAGUCUAACAGACGCCAUGACCAGGAACGCGGCCCGGCUAUCUGGCGCAUCGACGUGACGAGGAACCUGCUGGCCAAGAGCGCCACGCCGCCGUCGACAUUCAAUUCGGAGAACAGCCUGAAUGGGGGCACGACAAUGAGACACAGAUGA